Messenger RNA from Electrophorus electricus (electric eel), 2708 nucleotides. It is a transcript of the gene traf5, whose product is annotated as Tnf receptor-associated factor 5. Gene Ontology annotation, cellular component: cytoplasmic side of plasma membrane; plasma membrane signaling receptor complex. NCBI's taxonomy places the organism in Eukaryota, Metazoa, Chordata, Actinopteri, Gymnotiformes, Gymnotidae. Gene Ontology annotation, biological process: regulation of apoptotic process; regulation of canonical NF-kappaB signal transduction; signal transduction. The record is from RefSeq and is a predicted model, not a curated record. Gene Ontology annotation, molecular function: zinc ion binding; tumor necrosis factor receptor binding; thioesterase binding.
UCAGCGCCUAGAUUCGGAGGGGGGCCAGUGCGCGUGCAUGAAGACCUGUCCAGGCCCGUGCACGUCCACAUGAAAUGCAUCGCUGUGAGCUGCACAAAUUAGAGGCGUUGAGAGCAAUACAUACUUCCAGUCUGAUCGCGCAAUCGCCUUGAUUAUCUUGCAUGAAUCGUGUAAACAGACCAGGUGCACGACUGACUCCGUUGCACGCGAUCCUUUUUCCUCUGCACAGUGCAUCAGGUCAUGUAUGACGGGAGUUUAAAACGCCACGCGCGCCACUUCCUGUCGCACGCGUUCGUCUGCGCGGAGUUCGACGGCCGUUGCGCCACGUCCGCCCGACGUCAGCGCGCGCGUUCGCGCUGUUGAGGAAUUCUUCGGCUCGAGCUGUCAGCGGCCGGUCCCUUGGGGUCGUGCAUGGAGACCUCGCGCUGAAACGACCAACCAAAACCAAAACCACCUCCGCAGACAGAACCACCAGCUCCGUCGAGCUCGAGUUCGGCUGUGUCUGAGUGGCAUGGCAGCAGAAGAAAACGACUGUCCGGAACUCCCGUUGUCCCAGCAGCGUUGUGACCCUGUGAAGUGCUGGGAACUGGAGUGUGUCCUGACCGGCCGCUUCCUGAACUUCGUUGCUGAGCUGAAGGAGCAGUUUGUGUGUCCAGCAUGCAGCGGUGUGGUCCUCAACCCCCACCAGACUGGUUGUGGUCACAUCUUCUGUGCCCAGUGCACCCGAAUGUUCAUUGAAAGCGGUGACACUUCAAAAUGCCCCUUGGAUGGCAUUUUAAUCAAGUCAGAGGAGGUUUUUCAAGACAACUGCUGUAAACGAGAACUAAUAAAUCUAGAAGUCUACUGCAUCAACUCUCCAGCUUGUAAACAAACCGUGACUCUGUGUAACUUGCAAGUCCACCUGAAGACUUGCCAAUAUGAACUCCUGCAGUGUUCCAACCCAGGCUGCACUGACAUUCUGUUACGCAAAAACUUGACGGAUCAUCAAAGAAACCUCUGCCCCUUCCGCACAGAGUUGUGUCGCUCCUGUCAGAAGCCGUAUCCCAUAAGCCAGCUAGUUGACCAUGAAAAGACUUCAUGCCCAGAGGCUGAAAUGCACUGCCCAAAUAAUUGCCCUCAGAUGGUAAAAAGACAUAAGCUUAAAGACCAUGCAGAUGAGUGUCCAGAGGUGGAGGUAGACUGCAUUUACAAGAAAUAUGGUUGUACAGUCAGAGAUAUAAGAGCCAAAGUGAAGGUGCACGAGCACACUGACUUCAGCACCCAUGUGCUCCUUGUGCUGGAGAACAACAGCAAACUAGCUCAGCAGGUGGAGCAGCUGCAGCAGGAAGUGGCCGUCCAACAGGUGGAGACGGAGGAGAGGUGUCUACAGGUUAGCAGCCUCGACAAGAAGGUCUCCUUGGGUGAUAGCACACUUUCCGCAAUACAGAGGUCAGUGGAGGAGCAGAGGGAGCAUGUCUCCAGUGUGAAACAAGACCUGCAGGACCUUCGAGGCGUUCUGGAGGCGGGGCUGGCCAAAGAGGACCUGGCAGUGCUUCGAGAUUCACUGGAUUCCCUUAGACAGCAGGUGGCAAUGACAGAAAGCCUCAGAGAUCACCUGGGCGUGUUGGGACAGACGUGUCAGCGUCAUGCUCGUCUGCUCGACAUCCACGUGGAGCAGCUGCAGUGCACCGAGCGUCGCUUUCGCCAGCUGGAGUCCGCCUCGUACGACGGCAAGCUCAUCUGGAAAGUGCACGACUACCACCGCAAGAAGGAAGCGGGUGCACCCCUCAACUCCCCGCCGUUCUACACCAGCCGCAGUGGCUAUAAGCUCAGCGUGAGGGUGUACCCAGGCGGGGAAGGUACAGGGAUGGGUACACACUUGUCCCUCUACGUCACGGUGAUGAGGGGAGAUUUCGACUCGCUGCUGCCUUGGCCCUUCCGCCAGAACGUCACGCUGACCGUGCUGGACCAGAGCGGGUGCCGGAACCACAUCGACCAAAGCUUCACCCCCGACACGGCCAACGAGAGGUUCCGGAGGCCCACGUCCGACGCCAGCACGGCUUUAGGGUUUCCUCGCUUCGUCUCCCACCGCGACUUGGAAGCUCCACGGAACGCAGUCUAUGUCAGAGAUGAGACACUGUUUAUUAAGGUGAAGGUGGACACGACAGGACUGGAGGAACUGUAGAACGUUCCAGGCAGCAUGGAUGAUGGUGUCCGGUAAUGACCAACAUGCAAAAUAAAUUAUUUUUAUACAUAACAGCAAGCGAAUAAUUUGGUGAUGCCUCAUGAAUAAACCUUAUGCAGCAUGGCACUGUAGGUAUUUUUAAUUAAAGAUUUUUUUUUCUAUUUUUAUAUAUGAGGAAAGAUGUUAAAAAUGACAUUGUGUUUUGUUGUGUAAAGCUGUUCCUAGCAGUAAUACUGUUGCAGUGUUGUAGAUCUUAAAGUGUGUAAGGCUGUCCGAGUAGUAAUAAUGUUGUAGUGUCAAACAUUCUGUUACACAUGUAUGAAUUUUAUAACAUAUAUUGAGCAACAAGAGUUGAGCAACAAGAAAACAGAAAAAUGGUAACCUACAACUUCUAAAUAUAAUUUGCACUUGCCCUUUUCUCCAAAGUGAUUCGAGAUUGUUCCAGCAAGAAGUUUAACAAAGCAAAUUAUGUUUCCCCUUCCACAACUGUGCUAACUGCACAUCCCUCCAACACAGAAAUAAAAUAUGACAAAGCUGUCAAAAA